UUUGGUUGAAUAUCCACCUGUUGAACACAAGGCCACACUUGGAACCCUUAUGGACUGUCUGAAUGUCACUUGAAAACCUCUCAGUGUGGUCCCUAGGGUCCUUCAAGUAUGUGCUAGCGAGGAGCUCUUUUUCUCAUUUGCAUCUUGCUUGAGAACUGCUUCUACAGAGUUGCCAGCGCCUUCUGGGUAGAUCUACAUUCCUUCACACUCUGGGAUCCGUACAUAUGUUCACAUUAAGAAGGGUGCAAGUUGCUCCAAGGGCUUUGGAGAAAAGCAUUGAGCUACGGAAAUAUUAGUAUUCUAACAAGGCUAAAGUGCUAUUCACAUCGCCCUUCUCACAGCAGAAUGAAUGCAACGGCCAGGAACACGAGUCUACGUUUAAAAUAAAGUGAAGCAAACAAAAUAUAAGGAGAGGAGGAAAAGAGAAAAGCAGGCUCGCUAGUGACAAGCGUCGGUGUCCCUUCAUGCCAGGGAGGUUUCAGCUGAGCAUGCUCAGACACAGGGGAGGCACCAGACUCUAUCAGAACUCCUUCCAAGGAGGGGAGCGAGGAGAGCACGUCUAAGAACGCUAUUGCUGCAAGCCUACAGCUCUGUCCUCCGACACUGGGCACCUCUCUAGCUCAGAUUGAUUGCAAUGUGGCUCCUACUUCAUGUCAUCGUCCUGACAGAGGUCAAAGACUUUGUACUGGCUGACAGCAGUAUGGUGGCUCCUCUGUGCCAAAAAGGGUAUUUUCCUUGUGGGAAUCUCACCAAGUGCUUGCCCAGAGCCUUUCACUGUGAUGGCGUGGAUGACUGUGAGAACGGUGCCGACGAGGACAACUGUGGUGACACUAGUGGAUGGGCGACCAUAUUUGGCACAGUCCAUGGAAAUGUCAAUAAAGUGACAUUAACACAGGAGUGCUUUCUCAACCAGUAUCCACAGCACUGUUACUGUAGAGAAAAUGAACUGGAAUGCAUAAAAGCUGACUUAAAAGCUGUGCCAAAGGUUUCUAGCAAUGUGACAUUACUAUCUCUUAAGAAAAACAAAAUUCACAGACUUCCAGUCAAAGUUUUCAGCAAAUACACAGAACUUGAAAAGAUAUACCUCCAGCACAAUUGCAUCACACACAUAUCCAGGAAGGCAUUUUUUGGAUUAUAUAAUCUACAGAUACUAUAUCUUAGCCAUAACUGCAUUACAGCUCUCAGGCCUGGGACAUUCAAAGACUUGCAUCACCUCACUUGGCUAAUUUUAGAUGACAAUCCAAUCACCAGCAUCUCACAGAGGUCCUUUACUGGAUUAAACUCCUUGUUCUUCUUAUCCAUGGUGAAUAACCAGCUAGAGGUCCUUCCUGAACGUCUGUGUGCCCAGAUGCCUCACCUCAACUGGAUGGAUCUGGCAAACAAUGAAAUAAAGUACCUAACGAACUCCACCUUCCUUACGUGCGACUCGCUCACUGUGCUGUUUCUGCCUAGAAAUCAAAUUGGUUUUGUUCCAGAGAUGACAUUUUCUUCAUUAAAAAAUUUAGGAGAACUGGACCUGUCUAGCAAUAUGAUAACAAAACUACCAGCCCACAUUUUCAGCGACCUUCAUCUUCUCCAAAAACUGAACCUGUCGUCCAAUCCUCUUCUGUAUGUCCACAAGAGCCAGUUUGGAAGUCUCAAACAACUUCAGUCUCUAGACCUGGAAAGGAUAGAGAUUCCAAACAUAAGCACAGGCAUGUUCCAGCCCAUGAAGAACCUUUCCCACAUUUAUUUGAAAACCUUUCGGUACUGCUCCUAUGUUCCCCAUGUCCGAAUCUGUAUGCCCUCGACUGAUGGUAUUUCUUCAUCUGAGGACCUCUUGGCUAACAGUAUCCUCAGAGUGUCUGUCUGGGUUAUAGCUUUCAUUACCAGCGUUGGGAAUUUCCUUGUCAUUGCCGUGAGAUCUCUUAUUAAGGCCGAGAAUACCACUCAUGCUAUGUCCAUCAAAAUCCUUUGUUGUGCCGACUGCCUGAUGGGGGUGUAUCUGUUCUUCGUGGGGGUUUUCGACAUGAAGUACCGAGGGCAAUAUCAGAAGUACGCGCUGCUGUGGAUGGAGAGUGUACCCUGCCGCCUCCUGGGCUUCCUGGCCACGCUGUCCACGGAGGUCUCCGUGCUGCUGCUGACCUUCCUGACCCUGGAGAAGUUCCUGGUCAUCGUAUUCCCUUUCAGCAACCUGCGCCUGGGCAAGCGCCAGACUGCGGUGGCGCUUGCCGCCAUCUGGGGCUUAGGGUUCCUCAUAGCAGCCAUUCCCUUCACCAGCGAGGAUUAUUUUGGCAACUUUUAUGGGAAAAAUGGAGUCUGCUUCCCUCUUCAUUACGACCAAGCGGAAGAUUUUGGAAGUAGAGGGUACUCCCUUGGGAUCUUCCUAGGUGUGAACUUGCUGGCUUUCCUCAUCAUCGUGUUUUCCUAUGUCGCCAUGUUCUGCUCCAUUCAGAAAACAUCCCUUCAGACUGCAGAAGUGAGGAACCACAUUGGGAAGGAGGUGGCUGUUGCAAACCGGUUCUUCUUUAUUGUGUUCUCAGAUGCCAUCUGCUGGAUCCCUGUGUUUGUCGUUAAAAUCCUGUCUCUCCUUCAAGUGGAGGUACCAGGUACAAUCACUUCCUGGAUAGUGGUUUUUUUCCUUCCGGUAAACAGCGCCUUGAACCCCAUCCUCUACACUCUCACCACCUCCUUUUUUAAGGACAAGUUGAAACAGUUGCUGCACAAGCAUCGGAGGAAAUCGAUUUUCAAAGUCAAAAAGAAAAGCUUAUCCACCUCCAUUGUGUGGACCGAUGACUCCUCACUUAAACUUGGGGUUUUGAACAGAAUAGCCCUCGGGGACAAUAUAAUGAAGCCAGUGUCCCCAUAGUGGCUCUGCAUCAUGGAACUCUGAGGGCACUACCUAAGACAAGGUACAAUUUGGGGAAGAUGGCGUCUGAGACGGUUUCCAUCUGAGCCAGCAGCCACCCUUUCAGCACCAGGGACACUGUGGAAUGGCUGUUGACCCUGCAUUCUGGUGACAGCUCUACAACCCACUGACCAAGCUGAGAACUGCACCGAACGCCUCCCCUCUUCAUCUGCCCAGGCCUGGCAUGCACAAGAGAAUCUAUGUAGACUGAUAUAUGGUGGAUCUCCAGGUAGCCAGCACUGCCUGCCUACCCGUGACUGUCCACAUGUAGCCAUGACCAUGGCCUUCUUUUACAUCAAGUCACGCUGUCCGUAGGGUCAGGACAUCCAUAACAUCUUCCAGUGUGCCAUUGUGACACAGAAUGAACAUCGUUUCCCUUGUCCUUUCAGCGGCAAAUGAACCAUCAACAUCUUGCUGAUGUGAUGCCUCCAACAACUUUUGCAGGCUGCUGGAAUAAUAACCUUGCACCUGGUUCUCCAGACCAGUUUUUCAUGCCUUACAUGGCCAGGCCAGCGGAAGUCAUGCUGUGGGAGCUAGAGCCAGUCCCCUUUCGACUGCUACUAAGCUUCUACUUAAGCUCAGAAAAACGGAGAUCUUAGAUGCUUUUCUUAACGUUACCCAGGGAGCAGAGGAAAAUCAGGCACCCAAACUGUAAUAAGUCUCAAGUGUUUUAGAACAGUAUUUCUAUUGCGGGUAAGUUCUCGUUUCACUUAACACAGACAAGGAGAGUUAAAAAGAGACAAAAGAGACCGCUCUGAUCGAGGGCCGUUUGCUUAGUUGCACAAACUCCCAUCUCCACACAAAAGGGUCAGAUUUGUGUUGUGAAACUGAAAAAUGUUUAUGAAGACCAGGACAUUUUUAUACUGGAAGUUUAUAUAAGGGGGAAAGAAUACUAAGAGUAAACUUCUAUUUUGCA
Molecule: messenger RNA, 3803 nt
Organism: Mesocricetus auratus (golden hamster)
Lineage: Eukaryota; Metazoa; Chordata; Mammalia; Rodentia; Cricetidae
Gene: Rxfp2
Product: relaxin family peptide receptor 2
Exons: 18
Coding region: 635-2848 (737 amino acids)
Biological process (GO): G protein-coupled receptor signaling pathway
Cellular component (GO): membrane
Molecular function (GO): G protein-coupled receptor activity; protein binding
Source: RefSeq, a predicted model, not a curated record